Messenger RNA from Haemonchus placei, 1260 nucleotides. NCBI's taxonomy places the organism in Eukaryota, Metazoa, Nematoda, Chromadorea, Rhabditida, Trichostrongylidae. The record is from the annotation of a GenBank genome assembly.
AUGGCUAAUGAUAUUCUAUAUCAUGAAGUAUCCAACAUCAUUGCAAGCGUGCUGGCAAAAGAGCAGAGUCUUCGUAGGGCCGUUUACAGUAGCAGCUACAAGGUAAGAUUUGCUCAUCUAUUCAUCCUCUUCCGAGGUCCAAUAAUGCAUAACACACAAGCGUCCUCGAAUGCUGCUGAUGACGAAAAAUGCAGUGAGCCGAAAUGUAAUCCAUUUGGCACGCGGUAUUUGACUGAUGAGACUCGUGUGUGGGACUACAAUGCAUGGGAUAACGUGGAAUGGAGUGAUGAAAUGAGCAAGAACGCUGCUCGUAUCGUUGAAGCUCAGAAACAGGAAGCUGUUGACGGCUCGAAGGCAGAAAAGCUGAUCAGCAAGCCUGAAAAGCAAUGGGAUGCGUUUUAUUCACAUCACAGCAACAAUUUCUUCAAGGAUCGUCGAUGGCUGCUGAAGGAGUUUCCAGAGUUGGACAUGAACAACUACCCAGAGGGAUCCACUGUACGAGUUCUCGAGGUCGGCUGCGGUGUGGGCAAUACUUCGUUUCCAUUGCUGGAGUGGGACACACAUCACAAAAUGUCCCUUUAUAGCUGUGACUAUUCUACUGUAGCGGUAAAGGUGUUGAAAGAGCAUGAAAAAUACGAUGGAUCUAGGAUAUCAGGAUUUGUCUGGGAUAUCACAAAAGAUGCACCAGAAGCUGCUCCGGCAAAAGAAUCCUUGGAUUUCGUUGUCUGUAUAUACGUGUUGUCCGCGAUACAUCCAUCAGUGGCUCGACAAGCGAUCGAUAAUCUUGUGAGCCUUCUCAAGCCAGGAGGAAUGCUGCUGCUCAAAGAUUACGGUCGAUUCGAUCUUACACAACUUCGAUUCAAGAAAUGUCGAUACAUUGAUGAGAAUCUGUAUUGUAGAGGCGAUGGUACUUUAGUGUACUUUUUCAGUAAUGACGAAUUGGAUUUGCUUCUUCGGUCAGCAGGACUCGUUAAAAGAGCAAAUUUUGUUGAUAGACGGUUGAUUGUUAAUAGAGCGAAACAUGUGAAGAUGUAUAGACAGUGGUUGCAGAACAAGAAGGCAUUACUGCGGUUGAGUUGCGAAACUCUGCGAUUUCGAACCCUAUUGGCUGACAUUUUGUGCGACCCUGUCGUUGGCCGAAUCACUUCUGAUCCUGAACUGAAUGGAAAUGUUAACUUGGCGUAUGUUCUGCUUUACGAAUUCUUAGCUGGAGCUGGUUUGGGAAGAGUGAGUUUUUUCUUAGUUCUCUGUAGUAGGUAA